AACGUCAAUCUGCAGUCGAUCGCUUACCGAUAUGCUAGUAGUGGGCCACUCACAGAAAACGACUAUCAGGUGGGCUGGAUUUGCGCGCUUCCCCUCGAAGCGGCGGCUGCUACAGCGCUCUUGGACGAAGAGCACCCCCCGCUUGACCAGGACCCUGGAGACACAAAUGCAUAUACACUUGGUCGGAUUGGGCGGCAUAAUGUGGUCAUCGGCUGCCUUCCACUGGGAACAGUGGGGGAAAGUCCAGCGACGGCAGUCGCCAAAGAUAUGCUGCGGAGCUUCCCCAACAUCAAAACUGGCUUGAUGGUGGGAAUCGGGGGGGGCGCACCGGGCCCACCAAUCGACGACCCGGAGGAAGAUAUUAGACUCGGGGAUAUUGUCGUGAGCAAGCCGGGUCCUGGCCACGGUGGUGUCAUCCAGUAUGACUACGGGAAAACAUUAUCUGAAGGGAACUUUAUGAAUAUUGGCUAUUUAAACCGCCCGCCAAAUGUGCUUCUGUCUGCGCUCACAAAGCUUGUUUCACGUCAUGAGCUUGAAGGAUCCACAGUCCCGCGGCAUUUAGACGAAAUGAGAACCAGGUACCCAAGAAGGGCUCAGGACUGGCGAUAUCAAGGAGCCGAGAAUGAUCAUUUGUACGUCGAGAACUUCCCGCACGUUGAUACCAGCCACUCCUGCAAAGACCUUCACUGCUCGGAUGACAACGGGCGACUGGUGGUCCGUAAGCCUAGGGCCACGGAAGACCCCAUCAUACACUGUGGUCUGAUUGCGUCCGGCAAUCAAGUGAUGAGGGAUAGCAUAACCCGCGAGAAGCUGCGACAGAAACAUGGUGUGCUUUGUUUCGAGAUGGAGGCCGCUGGCCUAAACAACAAUUUCCCGUGCCUUGUGAUUCGUGGUAUCUGUGACUACUCGGACUCUCACAAGUCUAAGCGAUGGCAGCCGUAUGCCGCGGCAGUCAGUGCUGCAUUCGCUAAGGAGCUUCUUCAGAUAAUCCCAGUUGCCCAGCUAGACAGAGCGGAAAGGGCCGAGUUCAUCACCGGGAAAAUGGACGAAGAAUUUGGAAGACUGAACGAUAGUAUCAAACCUCUCCUGCAAACCCAGGAUCGCGAACAACACCAAAGCACCCUGAACUGGCUGUCCCCAAGCUACUAUCUAUCACAGCAUGAGGACGCACAACGGACUAUCAACCAAGGAUCAGGAAGAGCUUUCAUGGAAGAUCCCCGAUUUCUAGAAUGGAUACGCGGCAGUAAAGUCGUGCAAAGUCUUUUCUGCCCGGGGUUACCAGGUGCUGGCAAGACUUCCACGGCGUCGCUUGUGAUAGACAGACUCUGCCGGGGUGGACAAAAGACGAACUAUACCCUUGCCUUUGUCUAUUUUAACUUCAAUUUACAAGCCGAACAAACGUUGGUAAACGUUCUCCGGUCCGUUUUGCGCCAGUUGAUUGAGGUCCUUCCGUCGAUCCCCGAUCGGGUCACAGAGCUCUAUCAUGCUCGCCAGCAAGUAUCCCCGCAUGAGACCGUUCAACUACUAUGCUGUGCCAUAGAACAAUGUAACCACCCGUUCGUGGUCAUCGAUGCCCUCGACGAAUGCGCAUCCGAAUGCUUCCACGAAUUGAUUCAGGUUAUCCGACGGCUGCAACACAUGGGUGUUCGCUUCCUGUUGACUUCGCGCCACAUUGAUAUCAUUGCAAAGGAGUUCAGAGACAUGCCAAAUUGUCACUGUUUGGAAGUUCGGGCAGUCGAGAAAGACAUGGAGGCGUCCAUUGAUCGUAACUUCGACUUUUCGUCAUUUUACAGGAUACCCGAUGAAUUACCCGAGAUAGAUCAUUUCAAAAGGACAAUUAUCGAUGCCGCGCAGGGGAUGUAA
Molecule: messenger RNA, 1863 nt
Organism: Aspergillus campestris IBT 28561
Lineage: Eukaryota; Fungi; Ascomycota; Eurotiomycetes; Eurotiales; Aspergillaceae
Product: purine and uridine phosphorylase
Exons: 3
Biological process (GO): nucleoside metabolic process
Molecular function (GO): catalytic activity
Source: RefSeq, a predicted model, not a curated record